Molecule: messenger RNA, 799 nt
Organism: Galdieria sulphuraria
Lineage: Eukaryota; Rhodophyta; Bangiophyceae; Galdieriales; Galdieriaceae
Product: proteasome chaperone 2
Exons: 2
Coding region: 28-768 (246 amino acids)
Biological process (GO): proteasome assembly
Cellular component (GO): nucleus; cytosol
Source: RefSeq, a predicted model, not a curated record
AAAAAGGCACACCAAAAUUUAGAUAAAAUGGGCAGUUUGGAACUAGGCAGCAUUCGAGGAUUCCUGGACAUUCCUCAGGACACCUUUCGAGAAAGUAUACUAGUUUUUCCAAUUGUUUCUGUAGGGAAUGUUCCACAGCUUGCUGUUGAUCUCCUAUUGGAGAAUUUUCCUUUUCAGCUUGUGGGGACCCUAGACUCCUCUGCACUGAUUCCUUUCUAUGGUCACGGGGCUUUGAAAGGACCCCACUCCAUAACAACUGCGUUGCAAGUCUUCUGGCUAGAGAGAGUUCCAGAAAAUCCAAACAUUGUUUGUCUACAAAUAAGGACUCCACCUUCAAAGGGUCUUACAAAUCUUUUUGUUGAAGAAAUUAUGUCAUUGAUGAACUUGUGGAACCCUCGUUUGGCGAUUUUCUUGACAAGCUUUUCUGCCCUAUCGAUUAUCCCGAGAGGUGCUAUAGAACCAGGCCAAAGUAGAGUUAUUCGAACUGCGGUUCCUGAAAAUCUUCUCUUUGUAAACCCUGCUGCAGUAGAAUUUGUGGGAAUGGAAUACUUUGAAGAAAAUAAGUUUUCUUUAUUUUCAAAAUUUUGGGACAAACUCAAGUCUUCUUCUCAGCAUAAUUUUCUAGCUUUGAGCAUGCAUGUGUACGAAGGAGACAAUACCAAUGAUGCCAUAUCAUACUUUCAGAAACUUUGUGACUUUCUAAGAAUAUUUAACGUGCCCAAUCGAGAUUCAGUGAAAUUACCUGAUUCAUGGCGUUCUAUUCUUUAGUUAUUUUCGACGAAAUUUGAAUGUAUUUGGG